Messenger RNA from Zophobas morio, 1167 nucleotides. Its product is annotated as pseudouridylate synthase TRUB2, mitochondrial. Gene Ontology annotation, biological process: RNA processing; pseudouridine synthesis. The transcript is spliced from 5 exons. Gene Ontology annotation, molecular function: RNA binding; pseudouridine synthase activity. The coding region runs from base 113 to 1027 and encodes 304 amino acids. NCBI's taxonomy places the organism in Eukaryota, Metazoa, Arthropoda, Insecta, Coleoptera, Tenebrionidae. The record is from RefSeq and is a predicted model, not a curated record.
AGCUUUAGCCACAUUCAAAUUGACGUUUCGGUGAUUCGAUUGACAAGUGACAACUGAAUACCAAUAUAACCUAAUUUUAACUAAUUUUUAAAAUACUUAAUAUUGGACAAAAAUGUUGAUAAAAGACGCCCCCGUUAUUUGGGACAGUCUUAGAUCGAUCAUUUGCGUAUAUAAACCCCCGAAUGUGACUUGCCAACGCGUGCGACAAACAAUCAUUACUGCGGUGUGUACAGGUUUAAACGAAAUGGAAUGUCGCCCCCCUAUGGAUUACGUCAGUAUUGAAGGCAACCCGUCCACUCAAUUAACAGUCACGGUGAAACCAAACUUGGCAGAUCAUCCUCUGGUGGUGGGACCCCGUUACCAAAUUGAAGACUUGAAGUGUAGCUGGUCGAACUAUUUGGGUUUACACAGUAGCGGCGUUCUUUUAUUAGGGUUGAGGAAUGGUACAAAAGCAGCAAAACUAAUUCGGGAAAAUCGCCCCACUAGAAGUUAUAGAGUGAGCGGGCGCUUUGGCGAAGCCACUGAGAAUGGGUUUAAAAACGAAAAAGUAGUGGAGCGUUCAACGUAUAAACACAUUAAGCACGCAAAUAUAAACAAAUUGUUGGCAGCAAUGCAAGCCUCACACCAAAAGGAAAUGUUUAAGUCUUGUGGUGUUGAUCUUCAAUCACAAACUGCAUAUGAGAUGGCUUGUGAAGGUCCGAUUCGUCCCGCAGAUUCCAAACUGCCGGUGAUUUAUGGAAUCAAGUGUGUUCAGUUUGAGCCGCCAGAUUUCGUCAUAGAAAUACAGUGUAUUAAUGAGUAUGAAACUUACCUGAAAAGUUUGAUUCAUGAAAUUGGGGCUAAAUUACGUUCCACGGCGCAUUGUACUGGAAUUCAGUGUAUUAGACACAGCUAUUUUACGUUAGAGAAUGCCCUGUUGAGAAAACAUUGGACGUUGCAGCACAUUAUUACCAAUAUGGAGGAAUGUAUAGCGAUUAUAGAUGAGCACGAGAAUUUAGUCAAACAGAAGAAAGCGGCGUUGCAGUGACUUGCUAUAGCUCUUCAGGCUCAAUUACUUCCUCAGCACUGGCUUUGACCUCAGUUGUACUGCGUGAUCUUGCUGAAAACAAAAAAUGUAUUUGAUGAUUGUAAAUAUAAUAUAAAUAAAAAUAAAGAUUUUUAAAGUGA